Messenger RNA from Lingula anatina, 3609 nucleotides. RefSeq names its product protein ecdysoneless homolog. Gene Ontology annotation, cellular component: nucleus. The record is from RefSeq and is a predicted model, not a curated record. NCBI's taxonomy places the organism in Eukaryota, Metazoa, Brachiopoda, Lingulata, Lingulida, Lingulidae.
AAAAGCGGAAAAUGGCAGAACAAAAACAUGUGCGUCAGGAAGACGUUUGUGAAUAUUUCCUAUUUCCACUUGUCCCAGACGAUGUGAGAGAAGCAGACGUAGAAGAAUAUUUGGAAAAAGAACAAGAACUGUAUCUUGCUUACCUUGGAGAUCUACUUGUCGACUACAUUUGGCAGAUUGAACCGUUUAAUUUACGUGUUGUCAAGGAUUCGUCUGCAGGCACUGUUCCUCCACAUCUUUAUGGAAGAACACAUUACGGUGACAAUGUUGAUGAUGAAUGGUUCAUUGUUCACAUGCUGUACAAACUGACAGACAACUUUCCCAACCUCAUAGCCAAGAUCUAUGAUGCAGAUGGGGAGUUUCUAUUGAUUGAAGCAGCCAAUGCUAUCCCCAAGUGGCUCAACCCAGACACUUCAGAGAAUAGGAUUUUUAUCACUGGUGGUAAUCUCCACAUCGUACGUCUUCCACACACCCCAGCUGAGCGCCGGGCUCUCCCAACAGGUACCCCCACGGUAGAGAUUGCCGUCAACUGUAUCAGACAACACGGCGACAUGACCCUGGCAUCACCACAGGUCCAGUCAGCCAUCCUCAGGAGAACUGCAAGUUUCCCUCAGAAGGCAGAGCAGUCCACCCACAGAGUUCACUGUUAUGUGCCUGCAGCAGUAGCAGCCGUAUUGAAGCACUCGCCAGGACUGGUGGCGCCAGCUGUACAGGCCUUCUGCCACAGGGACCCCGUGGACAUGAAGGCCUGCAGAAUCAUGCAGCACUUUCGUCCAGGCACCAGAGUCUUAGCUGAGGUGAAGUUUACAAAGUGCCUGUAUGCACAACUGAUGAAGCAGAAGUUUCACCCAGAGAGGAAGAGUGAUUGGACCCUCCCUCCUCCAAAAAGCAGCAAACACAAGUCCUACGACCUUGGCAUGAAACUGGCAUAUGGGUUUGAGAUUCUUUGUGCUCAGUGUGCUUCCAACAAAGCAGGCAGGGAGGUGAACGCGGGCUCGGCUCAGAGACCUGUCAGUGGAGUGAGGUGGCAGAGGUUUCUGGCAGCACUGCAGCAAAAGGGAUAUUUUAGGGGUGAACUGGAAGGCUCUAAGCUAUAUACACAGCUGUUGGAGAAUGCUAAAAGAUACUUCAAUAAGACCAUCAACACAGAUGACAGCUUUUAUGAUGAGCCUGGUCGCCAGAUCCUGGAUAUUCUGAACACAGUGGACAUCAACAUUGAGGAGAUGAGGAAGGAGGGGAAUCAACUGCCGCCUGAGGAUGAUGACAGCUGGUUAGACCUGACCCCAGAACAGUUAGAUGACAUGUUGUGUAAGGUUGCAGGGAUUGAAGACCCACAGGAGAAGAAAGAUGCAUUUGAUUUUAGCCAAGUCUCUGAAAGCAUGAAAACAUUUGUAGACAAAGUAUCUAGUCACGAGGGAGCAGAGUUUCCUGGGGAUGAUGAGGGUGAUGUCCAGUUUGAAGCGAAUGGCUUUAUUGAGUCAAUGACAAAAAUGUUUGAAUUUGAUGACCCAGAGAGCAGUAACAGUUCAGACAUGGAUGAGUAUGGUUCAGAUGUGGGUUCAGAUGAGGAAAUGCCUGCCAAGGGGAAGAAGGCGGAUAAAAAGAUGGCGGAGUAUAUGACCGCAAUGGACAGAGAACUGGCUAAGACAACUGUUGGUAAAAGUUUCGAAAAAGACCCUGUUGCCAUUUCAAAUGGAAAGGCCUCCACAACAUCUAAGCCCACUAUGGCAGAGAUGGAGGAUGAUGAUGACAUAGACAACUUGGAUGAUGACGACUUCAAACCUGUGAAUGUUGACAUGACAGUUGUGAAGAAUCUGUUGCAGUCCUAUGCAGAGCAGCAAGGCCUUGCAGGACCUGCUUCUAACAUUCUAGAGACAAUGGGAGUGAAAGUUCCAAACCAACCGCCAAAGAAAUAAAGAUUUUGCCAUGCUGAAGAUCAUUGUGACUUCAGUUCACUCAGCAGAAAAAACUUAAGAGACUUUAUUUUAUGUUUGAGAAACAGGUGAAUUUUUAAGGUCAAGUGUGUCUUCUUUGUUAGCUGCAGGUCUUAUGGCCCCAUUUAUACUAAAGAAUUUAGGCCAUGACUUGAUCUAAACUUUAAAAGCAAAAAAAUUAGUCUCCUAUGAGAAUUUCGGGUCAAUUGUACAGAGACAUUUUUAGAUCAAUAUUCACAACAUUUUGAGGAUUACUAUAAGAUUUAUCCUUGAAAAAGGACUGAAAAAUGCUCUUUAAAGUGAAGACUAACUUUCGACUUAAAGUCUUUUGUAAAAACUGGGUCCCGAGGUCUCAAAGACUGUGAUGGUGCUGGAGUUCAGCAGUAUGGAAAUGGUGGCACGUAACUUUCUCUUGUGAAAUUUUAACAUGCUAGCAGCUUGCUGCCGUGGCUUGGCUUUAUGCAGUUGCAGAAGAUACUGGCACAACUCCUUCAUGGCAUUUUUGUGACAAACUUUGGGUAAAAAACUUGUCUUUCUUUCAUACCUCCACUGUUGUCACUUGUCCCACCCAGUAAAAAAGCACUUGAAGUGUGUAUGUGUUGAAUAACCCUGUCCUGUAUGAAAAACCUUCAGUCACAUUGUUAGUACCUUAAUUUGGAAAAAAAAUUGUCUGUUUUGUUUUCCUGGUCAAAAUAAUUUGCAAGUGUUCUUUACAGUGGAUUCUACAUUGUAUUAGUAAUGCUGAAGUAACCCUGAAGUAUGUAAAAUGCUAUAACCAAUUGUGGUGCUAGCUUUAAUUUUUUCCCUUGGGGUGUGAGAGGGUGAUGGGAUUGGAACAGUGAAAAGACAGUUACUACUUUUGUAGAAUUUUUUUGUAUAUUCUAUUACUAUGACUGAUUAAAUUGAAAGAUUCUUUAUGAGGGAUGGAAUGGCAGUGGUUUGUAGGUGGUAAAUAUUUUCUUCUGUAAGCAACUUAUUUCAGUGUUGUGUUUAAAAUCUUUUUAAUUGCUGUCUGCAUAUAAUAUUCCUAUCAGACCAGUGCUACUUAAAAAGUGGAUUCAAGGUCUGAAAACUGAUUUCGAUGGUGCUAUUUUUGAUACUUUUUCAAGUCUUUGUAUUUCACAUUCAUGCACAUUUAUCGUCUGUUAAACAGGUCUGCGUUCCACAUUCCUUGUGUAAAAAGUCCCUUAUACUUGCUCUUCAAAAUAAUUGUCGUUCGCACUGAAGCACUGAGCAUCUUUAACACAAAUGCUUAAAAUCUUGGUGUAGUGUGCCUUUUCUUGCCAUGUUUUCAUGUUCUUUUUGUAAUAAUCCAUUGUGAUCCAUAAGCAUUUUGCCAUCCACUGCAAUAAUAAGCUAGCCAAAGUGGUGUUCAGCACAGUGACUGUAUUAAAUGUUCUACAGUGUGUUUAAGUUUUUGAUGUCUUUUUUAAUGUAAAUUGCAUUAAUCAGUGCAUGAAAAAAAUGAUAUCAAAAUACUACCCAGUAUUUGGUAGGCAGGAGAUGGUGAAACAUUAUCCCACCAUAAAGUAAAGAGAUAUUUGUAUAUAAUCGUUCUUCUAGUCCAUGUGCUGUUAAUCAAAUAAUUUUAGGGCUGCCUUCAUGUUUUUGUAUUGUGUCUUCAUCUUGAAUCCUUGUACAGCUUUAUAUUAAAUAAACAUUUUGGAAAAUAAAA